AUGUCUUACCAACAAGAAAUUUAUUCUCUUGUCGCUGGGCCACUCGGUCAUAUCGAGGGACUCACCAUCACUGCCAACGCUACACCAGCAGUACAUUACUUUGGUGGUCUUCCCUAUGCAGCCCCACCAACAGGCCAGUGGCGAUUUCGCUCUCCUCGCAAAUUGCCCGUGGGGUAUACAUACGGUACGGCUUCUCAGCCCGGCCAAUUCACAAAGGGAACAUGGGUCUGUCCUCAACCCGCCAGCAGUAUUCCUCCAGAUCCCGCAGAUGUGAGCGAAGACUGCCUUCAGCUGAAUAUUUGCAUUCCAGCUCGCCCAGCUCCCCAAGAAGGAUGGCCUGUGUGUUUUUAUAUUCACGGUGGCUUUCUCCAGGUUGGUAACGCCAAUACACCGCCAGAGGCUCUGGUGCCGCUCCUGAGUGAAACCGCGUUUGGGGCCAUCAUGGUGCUGCCCUCAUACCGGCUUAAUGCUCUGGGCUUUUUGGCCGGCAAAGAGCUGGCAGCCGAAGCAAGUGUCGACGGAGAUACAACAGGCAACAUGGGUUUGUGGGAUCAGAGAGCGGCUUUGGAAUGGACAUACGAGAACAUCAAACAUUUUGGUGGCAAUUCAGCCAACAUCACCGUUGCCGGAUACUCUGCCGGAGCAUAUUCAACCUUUCAGCAACUGUCUCAUGAGUUGUUUUGCGAACCAGAGAAAAGCGCAAUCAUCCGGCGUAUCGCAAUGUUUUCCAACGGCCCCGGUACUGAACCCAAAACUCUACAGGAUGUGCAACCACAGUUUGACGAAUUUAUCACCAGACUCGGUAUUCCUUCAGAUCUUGAGGAUGACGCGAAGCUGGCUAAGCUACGAGAGGUCCCUUAUGCAAAGUUGAUCGAGGUACAGAGCAAAAUGAAGAUAUCAGAAUUCCGCGUUUUGGCUGAGGGUCAAUUCUAUCCAGCAUCUCUUUUGGACAAGAUUAACAAUGGGGAAUUCGCCAAAAAGAUGAAAACUCGUGGCAUCACCCUACUGAAUGGCGAGUGUCAGGAGGAACACACCAUGUAUCGUCGUUGGCGAACACCAACAGAAUCGUACGCUUCUGUUCAUCAGCGGCUAUCAUCAGAUUUUUCACCGAAGGUUACUGAAACACUUAUGAGUCAGUUUUGCGGCGCGGAUGAGCAAUUACCUGCUGGGAACAAGACCUGGCGAGAAUUUUUUGGUCGCCUCUACGCCAAUGUCCAAGUGCAUCUCCUCGAGCGUGGCUUCCAUGAUGCUCUUGUGAGAGGAGGUCUUGAAGCUGGUAAGGAUAUUCUUAGAUAUCGCAUCGAGAGACGUCUUGCAUGUGUUGAAGAGAAGAUACCUGCUCAUCUCGGUGUUACACAUCUGACUGACAUUCCCAUUUGGUUAUGGGGCACUGGGUACCAAGGUGGCUUGACUCGGGAAGAGAAAGUGUUCUUGAAAGGGUGGAAUGAGGGACUCGCUCAAUUCGUAAAUGGGGACGAUGUCAAUUGGGGGCCAGUUAAGGUAAACGAAGUAAGGCGAUGGAGGAGUGAUGGAGAGACGGAUGUUGUGGAAGACGAUUUGUGGGAGGAUGGUGUUGCCUUUUGGAAACUGAUCAACUCCAGUGGAGGGAUAGUCUAA
Fusarium venenatum is the source of this 1617-nucleotide messenger RNA. RefSeq names its product Alpha/Beta hydrolase protein. Gene Ontology annotation, molecular function: serine hydrolase activity. The record is from RefSeq and is a predicted model, not a curated record. Lineage: Eukaryota; Fungi; Ascomycota; Sordariomycetes; Hypocreales; Nectriaceae.